Molecule: messenger RNA, 807 nt
Organism: Xenia sp. Carnegie-2017
Lineage: Eukaryota; Metazoa; Cnidaria; Anthozoa; Malacalcyonacea; Xeniidae
Product: universal stress protein YxiE-like
Exons: 4
Coding region: 38-511 (157 amino acids)
Source: RefSeq, a predicted model, not a curated record
UAACUGAAGACGAUAUAUAGUUCAAUAAAUCCUAAAUAUGUCAACUUGUGGAAGAAUCGUUAUGAUCCCAAUUGAAAAAAGUAGCUAUAGUAAACGAAUUGUUGAAUGGUACUUUAACAAACUGUGGAAAUAUGUCGAUCAAGUUAUUUUUAUACAUGUUUACAAUAUUCCUUUAAUGUCAACUCCAACAGCGAGAUUUGGUUAUUCAGUGGCCCUACCGGAGUGGGAGGGUGUUCAUAAAUCAGUGGAUAAAGAAGUGCUCGAGAGGAUCAGUGAAUUCGAGGAAUUGCGCAGUUCUAAAAACCUGAGAUUCAAGACAAUCUACAAAACGGGAGAAGCCGGCGUUGUGAUAUGUGAACAAGCUAAUAAAGAAAAUGUAAAUUUCAUUAUCAUGGGCUCACGUGGUUUAGGAAAGAUUGCACGUGUACUUAUUGGAAAAGUAAGCAGACACGUCAUCCUACACAGCGGUCUCCCAGUCUUGGUCAUACCACCGAGAACAGAGGAAAACUAAUCACGAGCUUUUAUGAUAUAAGUAUAGUGUUUUGGUAAUGGUGACACUUACAUAAAGUAUUAAUAAUUUCUUCUUUCACAAAUCGUUAACUGAUUAAUUAAUUGGUGAUUCUUCACGUUACCAAUUAAUAUAUAUUCAAUAUGGCGGAAGGUGAAGAGGUAUUAUAAGCUUGCAAUAUGCAUUUUAUGAUCAAUAACAUAUCUAUAACUAUAAGUAGUUAAAGCUACAAAGAUUGUUAGACAGAGAUUGUUGUAGAAAGAUAUUGAAAAAGUGUAAAUUACGUCUUGCUUUAUGUA